GUUGUCUUUAAAAUGACGAAUGCUGUUUGCAAGUCACACAACAAGUCUUGGGUGAUUAUCGAAACUUGUCGACUGCACGCAAUUCAACGCAAUAAAACUAUUCUCAAUGUAAUGGUCAACUUUUUGCAUCCUACGAAUUCUGUAUCGAUGCGAGUUCAAAUCUUGAAGAAGGCCAAUGGUUAUAAGCCUUGGAUUUUCGACGUUACGUUCGAUGCCUGCAAGUUUAUUAAAGACAAGUCCAACAAAGCCGUUAAGGUCAUAUUCGAUCUCUUUAAAGACUUUUCAUCUCUCAACCAUACUUGUCCUUAUGUGGGUACAAAUGGUAUACUUGGUUUUUACCCGAAAGCGGAUAGACUAAGUGUUCCGAUGCCCACUGGAGACUAUCUUUUAUUAAUGUUCUGGAAGUUUUACAAUAAACUUCAGUUCGAAACAAAUGUUUACUUCACAUUUGUUGAGGACUUUUGAAGCGAGCAAGGCCUAAAUGAAGUAUCAAACUAUAAACGUACUUGAACUAUUUGAACUAAAUUAACAACUGCGUAUACUUCCUAUUUAAAUAAAGCGGGUAAAUGAAAUAAAAACGAUACCAAGAACUCGAUAAAACGCAACUUCGAUAUGCUGGCAAUGAAAGAACAUAUCGAACGGGCAGUGCGAACUAGUUCGGAACUUAGAGCUACACCCAAAUAGGUAUCGAUUUGGAAUUUUUUGUUGAAACGAAAGCCAAAAUGGUUCUAAGCCACACAAAAAAAAUCUAUUAAUC
Drosophila albomicans is the source of this 757-nucleotide messenger RNA. RefSeq lists its product as uncharacterized. Bases 13 to 465 code for a protein of 150 amino acids. The transcript has 2 exons. NCBI's taxonomy places the organism in Eukaryota, Metazoa, Arthropoda, Insecta, Diptera, Drosophilidae. The record is from RefSeq and is a predicted model, not a curated record.